CCCGCCAGUUCUCUUGCCGCCUCCGUCCACAGAACAGUAACACUAAGGCCACUCUAGCAGAGGCAACAAAGCGAGCCCCCCAAUCUUAGCACUGCAGGCGACAUCGCCGACGUCGACGCCGACGACGACAAGCACCAGCAGCCGCCGCCGCCAUGGACAGUCUCCAGAUCCCCGACCCUUCUAUACCAGGCCCUUCGCGCCAGCCAACGAACCGCCCCGUCUCGGUUCAACCGUAUACCAACACCAGUCCCGCAUCUCCCUCCACCCAACAGUCCUCCUCGUCCCGAAAACAGCGCGCCUCCCACACCGUCACUUCCGGCGCACAACAAGACGACGGGCCGACUUAUCGCGACGUGUACUCCCACCCCGCAGCGCUCGCCUAUGCUGCCAACCAUCCCAGGCGGACGAUUCCAAAGUUCGGCCCUUAUCUCCUCCUCCAGACGCUCGGAGAGGGCGAGUUCGGUAAGGUCAAACUCGGACUGCAUACGAAUUGGGGAGAGGAGGUCGCCGUGAAACUCAUCAAAAGGCACAAUAUUGACUCGGUCGUGCGCAUGUCCAAGGUCGAGCGCGAGAUCGAGGUCCUCAGGAUGCUCAAACACCCCAACAUCGUCCGGCUCUAUGACGUGAUCGAGACGGACAAGUACAUCGGGAUCAUCCUCGACUACGCCUCCGGCGGCGAACUCUUCGACCACAUCCUCGCCCACCGCUACCUGAAAGAAAAAGACGCCUGCAAGCUCUUCUCCCAACUCGUCUCCGGAGUCGGCUACAUCCACCAACGUAAAAUCGUCCACCGCGAUCUAAAGCUCGAAAACCUCCUCCUAGACCGGAACCGAAACGUGAUCAUCACCGAUUUCGGAUUCGCGAACCGUUUCGAACAUCGCACGGACGAUCUCAUGCAGACGUCCUGUGGCUCGCCAUGUUACGCUGCGCCGGAAUUGGUCAUCAGCGAGGGAAGCUACGUAGGCAGCGCGGUCGAUAUCUGGAGCUGUGGCGUCAUACUCUACGCGAUGUUGGCGGGCUAUCUGCCUUUCGACGAUGAUCCGGCGAAUCCGGACGGAGAUAAUAUUAACUUGUUGUACAAGUAUAUCGUCAACACCCCGUUAUCGUUCCCGGACUACAUAUCCGGCGAGGCGCGCGAUUUGUUGAGCAUUAUGUUGCAGCCGGAUCCGCUGCGCCGCGCGAGUCUGAGCGAGAUUAUGCAGCAUCGGUGGUUAGCCCCUUGGCGGCAUCUUUUCGAGAAAUCGGUGGAGGAGCUGGAGGGGAUCGCGAUGGAACAGCAUAGACAGAAGAGACUGGCUUAUCAACGACAGAUGCGGAAUCACGAGGCGCUUUCCAAGGAUCGGGACCGCGACAGGGACGGUAACACUAAGGAGAAGAUGUCGAGGAGUCAGAGCGAGCGCGCGAAAGAGAUGUUCCCGCAUGCGAGCGUCGCGGUCGCACCGGCGAGCACGAGCAGGUCCAGGUCGACGAGGGAACAGGUAUAUACCGGACCCAGUGGACAGACGGAAUAUUUGUAUGAGACGUCGGUGGGGGCGGAUCAGACGUUCGCGUCGGCUUCUCCGGUCGAUAUGGCCAUGACGAUGCCCCCUCCGCCGCCGCCACAACAACAGCAGACACAGGGACGCAGGGCGUAUAAUUCGGUGACGAUGCCGUCGCAUGCGCCAUUGGACGAGGACGAUCCGUUCGCGCCUGGGCCGGGGGUUGCUGCGAUGAGGCUUCAAGAGGAGGACCAGGGGCAGUAUGGACAUAUACAUGUUACGCCGACGGAGGUGGAGCAGUCGAUUCCGAGCUCGUGGAAGGAUACACUUCCUCUUCCUCUUCCACUUCCGACGCCGUCCAACGCGAACAACGGUGCGGUGAACGGGAAUGUGACGGGGAAUGGGACGGGGACGAAUACGAAUGCGGCGAAUACGGGGAGCGGGAGGAAGAAGGCGGCGGGGAUGAGACAUACGAUUCAGGUGGAGUAUGGAGAGCCGGGGGAGGAGUUGGCUCAGCCGGCGUCGAGUUCGAGGGUGGAACGUGGACAGCAGCAACAGCAGCAGCAGCAAGCGAGGACGAGGAGGCCGUCUGCUGGUUCGCAAUCCCAAGGUCAUGGUCAGAUGUUACCCCCACAGACGCCGGUCGUUACCAUCGACGCUGCGAGUCCGCCACAUACGCCCGCGCAUGGUUCGAUGCAACAAUACACGCCCACGACUGAGGACAAGACGACCGGCACGCCGUCCUCCGCGCAGUUCAAUAAUUCGAAUUCGAACGGGAGUGUGUCGUCGAGACAGGGAAGGCAUAGGAAGGGGAUCUCGCUUGAUAAGAUUGGGUUUGGGAAGAUCUUUGGUGGGAAUGCGAACGGCGCUGGGAAUGCGAACGGGAAUGCAGGGAGUGGGAACGGGAACGCAGGGAAUGGGAAUGGGAGUGGGGGAAGUGGGACGGAGACGUCGAAUGUGCAGGCGAGUGGGAUUAGCUCGCGUGUGCCGUCGGAUGGGUCGGCGGUUGGCGGUGGAGGAGGAGGAGGGGGAGGAGGAGGAGGGGAUCAGUAUUCGACUGCGACGUCUGGGAAUGGGAGUGCGAGUAGGAGGCCGUCGACGUUGCAGGUUGGUGGUACGGGCACGGAGUCGAGUGUUUUGUUGAGUCCGACUGCGGGAGGGGCAGGAGGGGAGAAGGAUAGUGUGAAGGAGAAGAAGAGUAGGAGGAAUACGUUGACGGUUAUGGUGGAUAAGACGAUCGGGAAGACGAGGUCGAAGGGGAGGAAUUCGGCGACUACUGCGACUACUGCGACGAGCGUCGAGACGCCGUUCAAGGAGAAGGAGAAGGACGCCGGCAGGGAGGAGAAACGCGGACGGGAGUACACGAGGGCUCCGCUCUCGGCCGCGCCGCCUCCAUCGUCGUAUGCCACGCCUGGGAAGAUGGACCCGCCGUAUGGGGUGCAGAGGAACGAGAGCGUGGGGAGCGGGAUGCAGGCGAGUAGUUCGAAGGCGAGGAAAGUCAUGCAGUGGUUCAGGUCGAGGAGUAAAGGCCCUGGACCGGAUCCUGAGACCGGGCUCGCUACCGCGGGAGCGGGAGAGAUGGGACAGGCGUAUCGACCCGGCGCGCAUAAUCCUUCGUCGACCUCGAUCAAUACCAGCAAUAAUGUCGGGCUCGGGUCGCAGUCGAUGGCGGGGAGCGUCAGUUCACGACAUGGACAUGGACAUGGUGGGCCACCGGCACCUUCGCAUCCGCAGCGAAGCGCGUCGGCGGCGAAUUCGAUCGAGACGUCGUUCUCGUCGACGUACAUCAAUACCACGCCGUCGUUCGCGGAGCGGAUGAAGCGGGGUAUCGUCCCUGGGUCGUCGUAUCGCGAUUCGGUGAAGCCGCUCGGAGGUAACAGUAACAGCGCCGCGCAGUUGAGGGUGCAUCAUGGCGCGGUGGAUCCGACGACGACGACGACGGGAAGUCCGCCGGAGGUGAUGAAGCAUGUGAGGCAGGUUUUGGAGGAGAUGGGGAUUGAGAUACAGGUGGAGAGUGAGUUUAAGUUUAGGUGUGUGAGGGCGAAGAGGGGUAGGUUGGCUAAUGGGGUGGGCGUCGGGGUCGGGUUGGGGAUUGGGGCGUCGGGGAGUGGGGCGGCGCAGGGGACGAAUGGGUUGCAGGCGUUUACGAUGGUGGGGAGUGCGGCGUCGAAUGGAGUCGACAAGCGUGGACUCCCAGUGCCCUCCAGCCAGUCCUUCGGCUCGGCGGGCGGGAUGCUCAAGGGUCUGCUCAUGCGACGUCAGUCCUCCCAAGCUGGUGCACCCACCGGUAUCUCCUCCGCGUCGUUCUACGAGAGCGAGAACAGCGCCGAUCCGCUUUCGCCAGACAACAGCCUCACCUCACCUACCGUCGCUCUUCCCUCGUCUGGACCCGAACAGGAUGGCAUCACCGUGUACGGUGAUCAGAGCCAGGACGCGGGCGACGAAGUCCGGUUCUCGGUGGAGUUGACGAGGCUGGACAGGUUGACGGAUACGUUCAGUUUGGAUAUUAGGAGGUUGAAGGGGAAUUUGAGGAGUUAUAAGUUCUUGUAUGACAUGGCUAGGGACCGCCUCAACUUCCAACGGUGAAGUGAGAUCGUCCGAUCUAACCUUGAAUAUUCAGGCUCGGGACAUUGAGUGGCCUCUUGGUUUAAUUUUCUCUUCUUCCCCCCUUCGUGUGUUGUGCUGUUCGUAUCAACUACAAUACCCCGCAUUCGUAAUGAUUCCCCCGCAUGUUCACUAGUAUUCCGUCCUCGGUCUAUGGUUUCGUUUCUCGUCUCGGCUCGCCUCUGUCCCAUGCCAUGUCAUACAAUUUUAUCGUUCGUGGAUAGUUCCCUCCGUCCUCGCCUCUGCCUCUGUCCAGCUUCUCUCGGCCUCUGCUUCCUCCUCGUCAUUGUUCAAACCCCCUUCGCCACCAUGUCUAAUUACAUUUUAACCCUACUCAUUCUACACUGAGUCUCUCUCUCUCCCUCUCUUCUCCCUCCCUAUAUCUCCCCGCUCGUUUCACGUCAUCCAUGUCUACCUGUCAUUGUGUCUGUUAUAUAAACCAGCGUUCCCUUCCCAUCUAUCUGAG
This is a messenger RNA of Stereum hirsutum FP-91666 SS1, 4548 nucleotides long. RefSeq names its product Pkinase-domain-containing protein. Gene Ontology annotation, molecular function: protein serine/threonine kinase activity; ATP binding; tau-protein kinase activity. The coding region runs from base 153 to 4064 and encodes 1303 amino acids. The record is from RefSeq and is a predicted model, not a curated record. The transcript is spliced from 5 exons. Gene Ontology annotation, cellular component: cytoplasm. Gene Ontology annotation, biological process: microtubule cytoskeleton organization; protein phosphorylation; intracellular signal transduction. NCBI's taxonomy places the organism in Eukaryota, Fungi, Basidiomycota, Agaricomycetes, Russulales, Stereaceae.